This is a messenger RNA of Ochotona curzoniae (black-lipped pika), 2094 nucleotides long. It is a transcript of the gene LY6G5B, whose product is annotated as lymphocyte antigen 6 family member G5B. NCBI's taxonomy places the organism in Eukaryota, Metazoa, Chordata, Mammalia, Lagomorpha, Ochotonidae. Bases 740 to 1315 code for a protein of 191 amino acids. The record is from RefSeq and is a predicted model, not a curated record. The transcript has 3 exons. Gene Ontology annotation, cellular component: external side of plasma membrane.
AACCCCCGGAGCCCUCAUAGCCCUGCGCACCCUCCUCAGGUUGAAAUCUAACACAGAUUUGUGCCAGUUGGGUUUAUGGGAUGUUUUUAUUGUAGAACAGACCAAAAUUCUUAGUAUUAGGUGUGGGAAGUAUAAAUUGAAAAAGACCCAUAAAAAUGGAAUUUCCAAGAUUAGAGCUUUGGGGAGUCAUAGUUGCCUUUAAACUGUGAAGGGUUUCCAUCAGUAGCACUUUUUGAGUUUUGGUUUUAAAGUUUUUAAAUGAACAGACCUGUAUGGGGUGCAGAGGGGGGAGGCUGGUGUGGAAUUGCUGCCAAUGGUGUCUGUGUGCCCUCUGCUGGGGGAGCUGAAACAUGCUCUUAGAAAGGACAUCCUGGGUUCCCCAAACUGUUGGUGACUUGGCCUUGUAGUGAGGAGAGGACAGCAGGUGGCGCCAGAGAGACACUAAUCAGUUGACCCCUGAGGAUUAGGGGAAUUUGUUCUCUGAGGACAAAGUACACAAGUGGUUGAAGGCCCAAGUGGUAUCCCGGUUUUUCUUGUGUAGGUUGUGGUUCCCACACUCCAGGAACCAGACCUGUGGGCAGCACAUGCUGUCUUCCUAGCCAAGUCGGGAACUUCCUGCCUCAGGAUUAUAACUGGAGCUCCGGCUCAGACCUCCUAUCCCAAGCCUACUGCAGCUCUGGAUCAAGGCGCGUGGUCAUAGGAAGCUGGAGCUUCGGGGCAUCCCUGUCCCCAGAAUUACAUGAUGGAGGUCCAUGCCCUUGUGGGUGUGCUGAUCAUAGUGGACCUUGUAGCAGGGAAGGCUCCUGUUCCUCAAGUCCGGGCCUGCCAUUUCUGCCUCUUGGAAGAUCCUGCUGUGGGAUGCAUUUCAGGCUCAGAGAAGUGUACCAUCAGCACCUCAUCCCUGUGCAUGGUGAUCACCAUCCACUAUGAUAACAAGGCUCGCUUCAACGUCCGAGGCUGUGGACAGCACAAUUCCUACCGCUGCAAAGAGAAACGCAGCACCUACUUGUCGAACUACUGGUACGAGGUCCAGUGCUGUCCGUAUGAUUAUUGCAAUUCCUGGGCCAGCCCGCAGCUUGAGAGCUCCACGACUGAGCCCCACGACAGGGCCAGGCCCCUGUCGGACUUCCAGAUCCAGCAGUUGUACCAGGCCUUGAACCUUUCAUUGCCUCAGCCUAGCCUUCCUGCUGGGAAGGAGCCUGACGACCUGGACCUCCUGCCCCCAAAAUUGGGCAUGUCCAUUGCUGACCUGCGCGACAUCUACUUGUUCCUCAACAGCUCAGGACUUUUGGUUCUUCCCCGUGCUGGACCCUGACACGUUCCCCUUCUCUAAAGCCUUUUGGUCCAGCGUGUCUCCCUCACACCCCCAGCAUACUGCGCUGCCCUCUCUGAGAAAACCUUCAUUCUCUGGUCACUAAUCUCUUGGGGCAACCUCCUUCAUAUUUCCAGCACCAAUAUGGCUUUGGUUUAAUUUCCUCCUGAGCCCUGAUGGUGCUCUUUUAAAAACCAAAACCAAAACCAAAUUAAUACUCAAUGGGUUCUUCCUAAGUUGGCCAAGGGAAGAAUAUUGUUUCCUUCAUCCCUUUGCCAUCAUCUGGUUGUGCCCUCGCUCUGUGACCUGCCAUUUCAGCUCAGAUCCAGCUGAGACCCAGUGCCAGGCCGAACUUGAAGCCAGAGUGAGGGAUUGACUGCUGUCUCCCUUUUUAAAUUUGGUGAUCCGUGUUCCUGCUUCAUUGUCUCCACCACCCCUUCUUCCCUCUGGCCUGCUUUUGCCUUCUGUCUCUUGUCACAGACUCUGGCCUCCUCAGCCCUAGCUCACCUUGUCUGACACACUCCAGGCAUCUCAUGCUGUGUUCCACAUCGUUUGUUUUCCUCCGCAAUAAAUGGCCUGGACUGAAUCUGUGUCACAUUGUUUAUGGGCUCAGGUUUAGGUGUGGGCAGCUGCAGACAGGUUAAAGAGGGUUCACUAACUGGAAAUGAGCCCUACCUACUCUGGGCUUUUGUGGCUUUUUGUCCCCCCUUAAAAAGUACACAUUUUACCCCACCUCUGUUCAGAUAGAGUUAAUACCAGAGGAUUGUGACUCCUGAUUUUUU